AUGGCCAACGCAAUGCUGCUCCCCGUGCUCAUCUCCUUCCUCGUCCUGCCCUUCUCCGCCCUGGCCCUGACCCAGGACUUCUGCGUCGCCGACCUGUCCUGCACCCACCCGGCCGCCUCUGAGCUCCUCUUCGUCACCGAGGGCACCAUCCUGGCGGGCUUCAUCAGCUCCUCCUCCAACACCGUGUACACCAAGACGCUCUACAAGGGCGACAUCAUGGUGUUCCCCCAGGGCCUGCUCCACUACCAGUACAACGACGGCGGCUCGGCAGCGGUGGCGCUCGUUGCGUUCAGCGGCCCCAACCCCGGCCUGCAGAUCACUGACUACGCGCUCUUCGCCAACAACCUGCCGUCCGCCGUCGUUGAGAAGGUCACCUUCUUGGACGACGCGCAGGUGAAGAAGCUCAAGUCCGUGCUCGGCGGCAGCGGCUAA
This is a messenger RNA of Triticum turgidum subsp. durum (durum wheat), 432 nucleotides long. NCBI's taxonomy places the organism in Eukaryota, Viridiplantae, Streptophyta, Magnoliopsida, Poales, Poaceae. The record is from the annotation of a GenBank genome assembly.